This is a messenger RNA of Doryrhamphus excisus (bluestripe pipefish), 1604 nucleotides long. It is a transcript of the gene wdr54, whose product is annotated as WD repeat domain 54. Gene Ontology annotation, molecular function: protein binding. Gene Ontology annotation, cellular component: ciliary basal body; centriole. The record is from RefSeq and is a predicted model, not a curated record. Lineage: Eukaryota; Metazoa; Chordata; Actinopteri; Syngnathiformes; Syngnathidae. Gene Ontology annotation, biological process: cilium assembly.
GUCACACGCACAAGCGGCGUUGUCUCUAUGGCUGCGGUAGACGCCAAAGAGAUUAGCUGGGAAAUAAUCGCUAAAGUCAAUUUGUACUAGUCACAUAGACGACCACAGCACUAAGUAUAGACCCGUUAACCGGUUACGGUUUACAUUUAAUAAGCAACAGUUUCCGUGUCAUUUCUGAAAAUUUGACUGCGUAGUUACAGAUGGCUUCAUGCUAGCAGCCACCUAGCCGCCAAGCUAAUGCUAAGUACCGAGCAGUAAAGCUGUAAUGUCGUUGUUAUAAAAAUCUCCUAAAUCUUGAACAGGUUUACAUACAUUUAUUCAUCAAACAGUGUAACCUUCCCAAUGUAUCGCAAAGAGAAGAGCAUCCAGAUUAAGAACAGCGCGUCUGCGUUGUACAACAACUUGAGCACGCUGCGCAUCGCCCCGCGGCGCCUCACCUACUUCACCGUGGUCCACGCCAAUGUGGUCAAUAUGGUCAGCGCGUCGUGGGAUGGCAUCAACUACUCCCACCGUCAGCUGCAGUCCAAGGAGCCUAACGUGGCCACAAGUCCAUCGCUCAUCAUGCAGGCUGCAUUUUGUGUUUUGCCUUCUCGAGAUAUGCUGGUGGUGACGUCACAAAAAGGCAUUCAAAUGUAUGAAUCUGAUGGCUCUAUAAUGGUGUACUGGCACGCACUGGAAACAACUGAAACACAAACAGCUCAAGCUGUGUUUGCUCGAGGGAUUGCUGCUGUUUGGGAAAAUUACAUAUGUGUUGGUGUGUCUUCCAGUGCAAUUAUGGUGUUUGACAUUCCCAAUAAAGGCAGUAAUAUCACAAUGUCUGAGGUGCUGGAGGAGCACAUUGAUCCCAUCACAGACUUGGCUCCUGAGUGCUCCGGCAGCCAGGAGUGCAUAGCUGACCUGGUCAGUGCAGAUGAUCGCGGCACCUUGUGUGUGUGGAAGUCUGGGGAGGAGUUUCAGCUUCUCAACAAGAUUUGCGGAUUUGAUGUGAGCUGCUCAUCCGUGAAGCUGUGGAAAGGUACAGUGGUGGCUGGUUACGGAACAGGCCAGAUCUGUCUCUAUGAGGCAGUGACGGGAAUUCUGCAUGCUGAGAUCAACGCCCAUGCUCGCUGGAUAUACUCGCUGGACAUUGCUCCCUUUUCUGGGCUGCUCCUGUCUGCUGCUGAGGACUCUUUUGUGAGAGUGUGGCACCUGACAGUAACUCCAGAAACCAACAGUGUGGAGGUUGCCCAUCUACACAAUGAGUGUGUAAUUGACACACAAAUCUGUGGCGCCAAGUUUUGUGACGGAGAUGGAUGCGCCUUUGCUGUGACAGGAUACGACCUCAAUGAGAUUAUCUGCUACACGCAGACGUAGGACAUCACCUUUAUCACGGAUGAGUAUUUCGAUAUCAAAACGGAUGUAAUUGGAUAUUUCCGCAAAGUGAUCUAGAUGUAGCACAGUCAGAGCUCAGUGGGUAUCUGAUGACAGUGUUAUUUCAGGGCAUUUAUACGUCUUCAGACACACAUUAAAUGAAUCAGAUGUUUUUAAAUAUAGUCUAUUGAUAUAAUGGAAAUGUUUACAUGCUUGUGAAAGUUGUUUCAAACAUUAAAUAUUCUACUCUUUCA